AUUUCAUAUAAAUUAAAUUUGGCGCUAGAAAUUGACAGUUCAUGCAGCCAACAUAAGCAACAAUUUCCAAGUGUAAAAAAUUAUUUAAGAUUUUUAACAGGUCGGAUUCAGACCGUCGUUUUUAUUUAACGUUAAAACGCGAUAAGUUAUAAUCAGUAUUAUUUAGUAUUUAAGUGAUCAAGUGUAUAGAACGUUAAAAAUGGCUCCAAUAGGUUAGUUUUUACUGUUAUUCCAUAUAUUUGUGUUUAAGGGGUUUUACCUUGGCUUUCGCUGUGCUCCGGCAUGUUGCUAUAAUAUUUGUUGGGGGAUUUGGGUCUUUCACUAAACUUUUUAUCAAACCUAACCCUAAUCCUCGAUUACAACCGGUAACUAGUAUAGAAUUCAUUAUUUAAGUCCUUUAAAGUUAACACUAAUAUUUUAGCACACACGUUUUAGUAUUUUAAUAUUUUCUUAAGUGGAUCUUAUCUUUCUAAACAAGGACACAAAAUUAAAUAAUGGCGUCUGUAUUUUGUUUAAGAAAUGUCAUAUUUCGGGGGACGUGUAACGUAAACUCGACAAAAUUCCUCGUUUUAAAAAGUGUAGCAAACCAUUCUAGAAGCCUCUCUAUUUCGAGCAUAAAUUGUAAUGAUGUUGAAUUUGACUUGGUGGUCAUCGGAGGCGGUUCCGGCGGUUUGGCCGCCGCCAAAGAGGCUACAACCUUGGGCGCCAAAGUUGCCGUCUUGGAUUACGUAACUCCCAGCCCUUUGGGCACAAAAUGGGGCCUUGGGGGUACCUGCGUCAACGUUGGUUGCAUACCCAAGAAGUUGAUGCACCAGGCUGCCCUCUUGGGAGAAUCCAUACAAGAUGCUAAAAGUUAUGGCUGGCAAUUUCCUCAAGCGGAAAAUAUCAGACACGACUGGGAAACUCUUAAAGAUGCAGUACAGGCCCACAUUAAAUCCGUCAACUGGGUGACAAGAGUCGAACUUAGAGACAAGAAAGUCGAAUACAUCAACGGUCUCGGCACCUUCGUGAACGCGAACACCGUAUCAGCGACGACGAAGCAGGGCGAGCGCACGCUCACCGCCAAGUACUUUUUGAUCGCGGUGGGCGGCCGCCCGCGCUACCCCGACAUUCCCGGCGCCGUCGAGUACGGCGUCACCAGCGACGACAUCUUCAGCUUGCAGAAGGAACCGGGCCGCACGCUCGUAGUGGGCGCCGGAUACAUCGGCUUGGAGUGCGCGGGUUUCCUGAAAGGUUUGGGAUACGACGCCACUGUAAUGGUGAGGUCUGUGGUGUUGAGAGGUUUCGACCAGCAGAUGGCGCACAUUGUCACUGCCGCCAUGCAAGAUAGGGGUGUCAACUUCUUGUUCAAAUGCAAGCCCAAGAAGAUCGAGAAACUCGAUAACGGUCAGCUGAAAGCGACUUGGGUGAACGAGGUGAACGAGGAGUUUACCGACGUGUUCGACACCGUUUUGUUCGCCAUCGGCAGGCGCGCCCUCACCAGGGAACUCAAGCUGGAGAACGCGGGCGUCAAGGUUGCCGGCGACGGCGAAAAAAUCGACGCCGUCAACGAGCAAAGCAACGUGCCCCACAUCUACGCCGUCGGAGACGUCCUCUACAAAAAACCCGAGUUGACUCCGGUGGCAAUCCACGCCGGCCGUUUGCUCUCGCGCCGCCUCUUCGGCAACGGUGCGGCAACGAUGGACUACGACAACGUGGCAACAACGAUAUUCAGUCCCUUGGAGUAUGGCGCAGUCGGUUUGAGCGAAGAGGAGGCCGUCAAAAGAUUCGGCGAAGACAAGGUGGAAAUCUACCACGCCUACUACAAGCCCACCGAGUUCUUUAUCCCGCAAAAGAACAUUUCUCACUGCUACCUCAAAGUUGUGGCGAUGAGAGAUGGCGAACAAAAAGUUUUGGGUAUGCAUUUCAUUGGGCCGCAGGCGGGAGAGGUCAUUCAAGGAUUCGCAGCAGCUAUUAAGUGUAAUUUGACCGUAAAUGCGUUGAUGGGCACAGUUGGUAUUCACCCGACCAUCGCCGAAGAAUUUACCAGGAUAAAUAUUACCAAGAGGUCGGGAAAAGACCCCAACCCAGCUUCCUGCUGCAGUUAAGAAUUGCGUAACGCACCGAUUAAUUUUAUUAUUUUAUUUUAUUGUGCACUAAAUAAAAAAUACGUAGUUAAUUUCACCUGAUAUUCCACUUAUAGUUACUUAAGAAUUAUCUAACGCAGUGAUAUUUAUUAUUUCCGUAAUUUUUACCAAAAUUUAACGUUUUUUUAAUUGUGAUUGGCACAUUUUUACCUUGCAUGUGAAAUUGUUACAAAGUAUACUUAUUUUUACUUAGAAU
Molecule: messenger RNA, 2322 nt
Organism: Brassicogethes aeneus
Lineage: Eukaryota; Metazoa; Arthropoda; Insecta; Coleoptera; Nitidulidae
Source: the annotation of a GenBank genome assembly